Messenger RNA from Neltuma alba, 2050 nucleotides. RefSeq lists its product as uncharacterized. The coding region runs from base 123 to 1979 and encodes 618 amino acids. Lineage: Eukaryota; Viridiplantae; Streptophyta; Magnoliopsida; Fabales; Fabaceae. The transcript has 12 exons. The record is from RefSeq and is a predicted model, not a curated record.
AAUUUUGGUCCAGCUUUUAAAAAACUUUGUCUCUGUGAGAAGUCUCAUUCUAUGAUAGUUUAGUUUCUGCAGCGAAUAUGCAGACGUUGAAGAUUUGAAAGCGAAUCCUGACACAAUAACAUAUGCAUGAAAUAAAGUGGCGCGAUUCUGGAUACAAGCAAUUCAAGCUCAUGGACUCGACAGUUUUACCUUCAAGUCACAAGCGCUCUAAAAGUGAUCCUAUGGAAAGAAGAGUCAGGGAAGAUGGAUUAUGGGAUAACGGUACUGAAAGUUCUUUUCACACAAGCAUGCUUGUGGAAAGCAAUGAAUCCAAGAAGAGGCAAUACCAUAACAUUGAUCUUCAGAGUUCCUUGACUCAAGAGAUUUUCAUGCUUCAAAAACGAUUGCAUCAACAAUUUGUGGUACGAAGUGCAUUAGAGAAAGCAUGUUACCUGCCUUCCUCACAAGAUGCUGCGCUAGAAAACUCGAUGCCAAUGGCGACCAAGGAACUAAUUAAGGAAAUUGGCGUAUUAGAAUUAGAAGUAGUGUACUUGGAACAAUAUCUUCUCUCGCUGUAUCGGAAAAGAUUUGAUCAUCAAAUAUUGUCUCUAUCAGCCAAGGAAAGAAGAUUGGAAACAGAUUCAGACACCAAAAAAGGAAGUUCAUCAGUAAGUGGGACAGUUACUGUCUCUGAGAAAGAGAUUUCAGUUCGUGAACAUAAUCUCCUGUCGCCCAGAAAUUCAGUUGGCUUUCCCCUUAAGGAAUGCAAGAAAGAGUUAGAACCAGAAGCUGUUCUGGACUCAAGUAUUCAUCGAAGUCACUCCACCCUAUCCCAGCAAUCAGUUUGCUUCAUCGAAACUUCUCAGGCCAAAGCUUUGGACACUUUCCAUUCUCUACCGUUGUCUAUGCUAGAGCAAGCUCAGAGUAAUAACUGCAGUUCAAUCUCCCUGGCUGAGCAUCUGGGAAAUUGCUUUUCUGAUAUAGUUCCAGAGACCCCAAACUGGCUUUCUGAGGAGAUGAUUAAGAGCAUAUCAGCUAUAUAUUGUGAACUUGCAGACCCUCCUUUUGUUGGUCAUGAUAAUGCUUCGUCCUUUAUUCCAUUUUCAUCAUCAGCAUAUGAGUUUUCUUCACAAGGCGAGGGAAAUAAGCAGGCCUCACGGUGGAAGAAACAUCGACCCUUCAAUUUAAACUUUAACAACCCUUUCCACAUCAAAGGAUCAAAAGAAUUUGGCGGACCUUAUUGCUCAAUGGUAAAGAUUCACAAGUUAAGCAGAGAUAGUGAAAAAUUAAAAGAAGUUGAGUACAUGCUGCGGAGAUUUAGGUCACUUGUUUCUCGGUUGGAAGAUGUUAAUCCUAGAAACUUGGAGCAUGAAGAAAAGCUAGCUUUUUGGAUCAAUGUGCACAACACCCUAGUGAUGCAUGCUUUAUUAGUUUAUGGAAUUUCAGCCAAUAAUGCCAAAAGAAUUUCUACAGUACUCAAGGCUGCAUAUAACAUUGGGGGUCAUAAUGUAAGCGUAGAACUCAUACAGAACUCGAUUCUGGGAUGCAGAUUGCCUCGUCCGGGACAAUGGCUGCAGAUUUUGUUUCCUACAAAAACAAAACUUAAGGUUAGAGAUGCAAGAAAAGCAUAUGCAAUACACCGACCAGAACCUUUGUUGCUAUUUGCCCUCAGUUCAGGAAGCCGUUCUGAUCCUGCGGUGCGUUUGUAUACAUCCAAGAGAGUCUCGGAGGAGCUUGAAUCUGCGAAAGACGAGUACAUUCAAUCUACCAUCUCUGUGACCAAGGAACAGAAAAUACUUAUUCCAAAGAUAGUUGAUUUCUUUGCAAAAAGCUCACGUCUUGGGGCAGUUGGUUUGAUGGAGGUGGUCAAGAAUAACCUUCCUAAUUCUCAAAGGAAAAUCAAUCAAGAGUUUCAAUCAAAAGCAAGCUGGAAAGGCAUUGAGUUGGUCCCUCAUGACUUCAGUUUCAAUUACUUGAUUUCGAAGGAGUUAGCUUGGUAAUCACAUGCCUCAGUAGAUAUUAGCAUCAUAGCUUGGAAUGACAGAAGAAUCUUAAUUCAGGAUAAUCAUGA